UGACAAUGAGUAGUGAAAAUUCACCCGGAGACACUGAGAAUCACAUUAAUCAAACUGUUACAGCUCUUAGAAAUUCAUGGGUAGUUUGCAAAUCUAAGUCGUAUGUUGGACGUAUUUAUUAUUUUAACACUUUAACUGGUGAAGCAGCAGAAAAGGACUAGAAUUCUUCAAAAUCAACCUGGGACUUCUUUGGAAAGUUGUCCAGAGCCCAAAGACCCUCCUUCUCAUUGUCAGAAGGAGGGUCCUUCAUACAAUAAACAUUUAUGUAAGAAAGAUGGUUCUGACUUAUGUAAUGCACAUCCUAACAAAAAUCAAUUAACAAAGGAUUUUUACCCACAUCAGCAGUACACAGUAACUCCUUUUUUAAACGCUCAAUGUGUAAAUUGUAAUACUUAUAAUGUAUCUAAUGGAAGUGGCAUGACUAUGCAUCCUCCGUCAGUUUUUAAUCCAAAUGUUUGGACUUUUCCACCUAAUCAUCAAUUUGUUAUUGCUCCAUCUACACCUUUAAUAAACCAGAGUCAUGCACCAUUGAAUAUGGCUUAUGAUAAAAUGGAACAGCAUGUAUCAGUACAAAAUCCAUCAACACCGUUUUUGAGGAGACCAAGUUUUCAAAAUGACAUGUUUGAUAGUAGCAAUCAAAGAUUUCGCCAAGGAACUUCUAAAUACACUAAUAGGAAAAAUUUUAUGAAUGUUUACCAACGAAGAAAUAAUUCAAAUUAUUUUAAGAAAUUUAUUGAACCUUCUACAUCUAAUGAUUUACGUCAAAAAAUAUGUGCAAAAAGAGGUUUCGGCUACAACAAAAUAAAUGAAAAUAAUUAUCAAGGUUUGUAUAUUAAUGUAUAUUAAAUUUGUAUAUAAAUAUUGAACCAAAAAUACAAAUAUACAAACCAUCUGCAAAAGUGUUGUGCCCUAUAGAUGCAGAUGAUAAUUGGUUAAAGGAGCAUGCUUAUGUUGAGGGAACACAAUUGAAACUAAAUGUAGAUCCACUUAAACACAUUGUGAUGUUGGAUGUAGAACUGGCUUGCUGGUACAUUGUAGCAGACUCAAACACUUUACUUGAACACUUUAACUUUAUAAAUGUUAUAGUAAACUCUGAUGAGCAAUGUCAACUAAUGGUGCCUGACGACACAAUGGCAGCACUACAAACGGCAAGUAGAUCUGAAGAUUCAAAACGCAUGAGUCGCGCUCAUUUAGUACUUCGACUUUUGUCCCAACAACUGACCACGGGUGGUGCUGUUAUGGGAAAAUAUUCAACAAAAAGCUCCGAAAAUUACAGUAUCCUUGAUUUUACAUUGAAUUUGGCAGAACAGAACCAUAAUGUUGUCCUUUUGUGUAACAGCAUCGAAUCAAAAGAAAUAAAUUAUAGUGAUAUCAUACCAGUUUUCACAAUUCAAGAGAUUAAAGAAAUAUUAGAAAAUAGAACUAAUCCAACUAAGCCUAAAGCCGAAGUAAUCGAUACGGGUCGUAUAAAAAUUACUAUCCCUAAUAUAAAUCCAGAUUAUGAAAUUAGUUCUUGUGUGACAGAAAAACCAAUUGAUUUGGAUACCGAUAAAGUAAACCCACCGAAAUCGAAUAGUAACUUGAAUACAGGAAAAACUACUUUAGAAAUGGGUGUCCAAACAGAAUUUGAAUGUGGUAUAGAUAAAAAUAAGGAAACUGUUCAUACUGAUAGUAUCGUUCAUAAUUCUGUAGAUAACAAAUUUGUUGAAUUCAAUGACAGUAAUUGUCAAAGUACUGAAUUCAAUUCCAAUACUGUAAAUAAUCAACCUAAGAAAAGAGAGAUACGCUUAAAACGUAAUAUAUCUCAACAAUCAUCAAGUGUUAGUGAAAAUAAUACGAUGAAAAAGCAAUUCAAAUGGCGAAGACGAAAAAAGGAGGUUUCCGAACCACCUUUGGAAUCUAAACAAACAAAAAGAAAUGACAUUUGUACUGCUAAUACUGACACAUCACAAAGACAUCCUGAUAUCAGUGCCGAUACUGAAGAUGUCCUUUUUGAGGGUGAUCAAACAAAUGAAAAUAAACAAACACCCAAUAAAGACCCUUGCGGCGAUAACUAUAGUGAUACCACAAGUGGUUCGUGUUUUAUUUAUAAAGACGCUAGUAAAACAACUAUUAUUGAAGAAACAUCUACUUCGGGAGUUAUUUCAAACACUGCAAGUAUUGUAGACUCUGAAAGCUUAUACAGUAUAAAAGAAAACAAUUCAACAUAUAUCAGUAACAAUAAUGGUGAUCAACGGUCAAAUAAAUGUUUUAUGUUUGAAGUUGAAAAUUCAGUUAUGGAGGAACAUUUAAAAAUGAAAUCAGAUGAAUGGCUAUCUAGGUUUGUUCAAAUAAUGGAAGAUAUUUUAACUCAAGUAUUAUGUCUCGAUCCACCAUAUGAUCAUCCAAGUUUGCGUCCUCCUUGGAAUUUACACGAAGCAUCAGAAUGUAUCAAAAGAAAGUUUAACACAGAUGCUCGUAUAAAUGACGCUGCAAGUAAAUUAUCUAACGUUUUAUACAGAAAUAGUGAUGAUAGAGGUAUAAUAGAUAUCCAGUUAAAACCAACUUCAUUUAUGGAAAUUUAUAGCUAUGGAGUUUAUUUGGUCGAUUGUUUAAAGGCAGUGCUAAGUAAUUUUGAAGAUCUUAAAACAGCAGCAGAGUCGCUUGCCAAAUUGUUAGAGGACAUUCAGAGUACUAAUAAUUCCAAUAACGACUCUUUCACCGAUAAUAGCAACGAUCCGUCUGCAAAUGACACACAGUGCAGUAGCGCAAAUAGUACUGAGAAAGGAAUUUGUUGUAAUAACGAUACUAAAAAAAGUACCAGGAAUAAUUUGGAAAGUAAAUCUAUUGCAGAUAUUGACGAUUGCGACGGGAUAAUCGAUUUUGGGUCCAAUCAAACACAAAACGAUGCAGAAAUAGGCGCAGUGCAGCAUGUCAAAUUUGUCAGAAAGAUAGAUAUAGAGUCGACAUUCUUUUCAAGUUUACAUCUUCAAAGAAAAGAAGGUGACAUUGGUAGUAGAGCAUCUGCAAAAAGUUUAGCUGAAGUAAUUGAGUCAAAUCCCGAUGAUGUAGUUCCAAACAAAGAUGUGCCUGAGCCUAAAAUUAUUAGAAAAUUUAAUAAAUGUUUAGAAUUUGAAGAACGUUUAAAAAAUAAGCAAAGGGAACUUUUAGAUUUAGACUCAUUAGAUUACAGAGAUGACAAGCUUGAGGAAUUUUGUUAUGAUGAAGAGUAUAACUCUGUUUAUGACAACUACAUGAAUGAUGAGAAUGAAGAUUUAUCUGAAAUGAAAUCUGAUUAUCAAACUGACGAAACUCAAGAUAUUAAUAACGAAGCCACUUACAAUUCUAAGUGGAUUAUAGGUAAAACUAUGAAUGAAGUGCAACAAGCUUUGGCACAGAUGCAUGCUUUUUGUGAUAAUACGCGCGGUGAAUUAAAUUCUUCCCAACCAUUGUCUCCAAUGAGAAAACUUAAAAUUCAAGAACAAGCUGAAAAUGCUCGAGUGCAUUUAACUAAUUUGUUCCAAUCUUUAAGCAGUAUCAUGGAGAGAGAAGAUAAAGAAGAGUGCGAUACUAACAUACUCAAUAUUUUUAACGAGAUUGGCAUUUUCUUGGAUCCUAGCCAAGCGGCUGAAUACAGGAAAAUUAUUGGGAACAGCAUAGAACAAACUUAUAUCCUACUUGAAUCUGUCAACAUUGUUCUAGAAGCUGUGAAAUAA
Molecule: messenger RNA, 3695 nt
Organism: Diatraea saccharalis (sugarcane borer)
Lineage: Eukaryota; Metazoa; Arthropoda; Insecta; Lepidoptera; Crambidae
Source: the annotation of a GenBank genome assembly